Molecule: messenger RNA, 2421 nt
Organism: Diospyros lotus (date-plum)
Lineage: Eukaryota; Viridiplantae; Streptophyta; Magnoliopsida; Ericales; Ebenaceae
Product: ubiquitin-like-specific protease 1D
Exons: 14
Coding region: 148-1857 (569 amino acids)
Biological process (GO): proteolysis
Molecular function (GO): cysteine-type peptidase activity
Source: RefSeq, a predicted model, not a curated record
AGGCUUAGGCUGUGAGCGUACUCUGCCUUUGUUGAGAAAGUGUACUCUUCUUGUCGUCACUGACAUUGGGAGCAGAGAGAGAGAGAGAGAGCUUCCAUACUGAUCGCAUCGGAUACAUAUACAUAUUCAGUAUACAAAUUGGCAUGCAUGGAAGGAGAUGAGGAGCAGAAGAAGAAGAAAGGACCGAUAGACCUCAAUUGGGAUGUGCUUUUGCCCAACCGCGACGAGGAGCCUCCGCAGCUUAUCGUGAUCGCCACCGACAAGGAACAAUCGCCUCCGCCGCCGAUGGACGGUGGUGAACAGGACCAAUGGAAGAGGGAGGAACUGGCCAGGAAGACGGACGCCGACCUCGAAGAGUCGAUUAACAGGCAGAGACGCCACGUCGAGACCCUGCGGCUUCCUGACGGUGGUGCGAAGCUGAGGGCACAGCUGAAGCGCUUCGAGGAGGAGAGGGAGAGUCGGAGACUCCGCCGAUUGCAAAAGGAUGACGAUGGAUGUGAGGAACUCACAAAAUCAAAGAACUCAUGUUUUGCCAAUGGCCACAGUCAAGAGGCUUCAUCAUCUCUUCCAGCUUCACAAUCUGCAUUCACCACACAUUUUUACAAAAAGUUGGAAGAAAAUCAAAGAGAUGGUAGGGCAGUAAAUGCAUUUGAAAGAGAACUAUCAUUUUUUGGUCGUUGUGGCCGCCGGAAAACAAAGCUUAAUGGGCAGCUUUCACCAAGGGAACAACAGAGAAGUGCAUUAUCUUCAAGGCAAUCACCUUUUCAGUGCCCCACCAAUCUGUCUGUUGGUGAUAAACAUAUGUCCUCAAAUGAUGAACUCUGUUCUAUUACUUCCCCUUGUGAUUUUGAGGGCAAUUUUUCAGGCUCUUUGUCAAAAAAGAGGAGAACUUCUGAAGCCCAGCUAUUAAAUAAUUUGAGACCCAAGAACGGAGAAACUGUUGUUUUAGUGGAUGAGGAGGAGCAUGAACUUAUAGACUCAAUGGAGCCUGCAGAGAAUGUAGAUGAGUGCAUGAAAGAGAGUAAGAUCUUCUAUCCUUCAAGUGAUGAUCCAGAAUCAAUAGAAAUUUGUUACUCAGACAUGGAAUGCCUUGCUCCUGAAUCUUAUCUGUCAUCAACUAUUAUGAACUUUUACAUCCGAUACCUGCAACAGGAAACUUCUUCAACAGAAAGGGAAAAAUGUGAUUAUCAUUUUUUCAACACAUACUUCUACAAUAAACUGAAAGAGGCAGUGUUAAAAAAGAAUGACAAGGAAAAUUUUGCCAAGUUCAGGAGGUGGUGGAAAGGUGUUAAUAUAUUUCAUAAGGCUUAUAUACUUCUUCCAAUACAUGAGAGUUUGCAUUGGAGCUUGGUGAUAAUCUGCAUCCCUGACAAGGAAGAUGAAUCAGGACCCAUCAUACUUCAUUUGGACUCUCUUGGACUUCACUUCAGUAAUUUAAUUUUUGGUAACAUCAGAAGCUUUUUGAAAGAAGAGUGGAAGCAUCUGAAUGAAGAAGAGGCUCCUCCUAGUCUUCCUAUUUCUGACAGAAUAUGGAAACAUCUCCCUCGUAGACUUGAGGAAAGAACUAUUGAGGUUCCACAACAGAAGAAUGAGUACGACUGUGGUCUGUUUGUCCUAUUCUUUAUGGAACGCUUCAUUGAUGAGGCACCUCAACGGCUGAAAAAGAAAAAUCUAGGGAUGUUUGGUAAGAAGUGGUUCAGACCUGAAGAAGCCUCUAAUUUGAGAGUGAAAAUCAAGAAAUUACUCAUGGAAGAAUUCCGGAAAGCAAGAAAGGAUAACUGUAUUUUGAAUCCUGAGCCAUUGUCUUCAGUCAAUCCUCGAGGAGAAAGAAUUGUCCAGCCAAUAAUAGAUUGUUAAUGUAGGUCGGUCUGGAAUCCUUACACUUCUCCAGUGUUUUGAGUUUGGUGUUCCAUUCAUUUGUUGUACAGCUCUUUUAGUUAAGCACGGUAAAGCUCUUGGAGGUUGGUGUUCCUAGCUGUGCAAGAUAUCCGACACACUUCCAAGUAGGCUCAGAAGCAACGCCUGGUGCCACGGUGCUAGUUGGGAGAAAAAUGAUGCCAAUUAGUCUGGUAUGUGGAAAAUAUUGUAGAAAAUCAUCUACUUUUUUCCUAACCCGUAUUGGUGAGAAGUUUCAAAAUGCUUCGCCAACAGUAUAGGAGGAAACAGACCACAUUGCUCGUAACAAUCCCGGACAUGUGACUCUUUCAUCUAACAUCUUUGCUAUGUUACUUCUGUGAAAGAUGGAAUAUAAAGUGGAAAUAUUUUUCUCCAGUGGAAGACAUCUUGAUUCAUGAUUCCAUUUUGAUAAUGCACAUCCUCGGUAAUCCAUUCAGAUUCAGCCAUCACAUGUAAAUUUAGUGCCGGUUUGGCAUUGCCGUGAAAUUUCUACUGUUAUUGAAACCACUUACGUUUUUUUUUUCC